This is a messenger RNA of Agrilus planipennis (emerald ash borer), 2178 nucleotides long. Its product is annotated as adenylosuccinate synthetase. Lineage: Eukaryota; Metazoa; Arthropoda; Insecta; Coleoptera; Buprestidae. The coding region runs from base 177 to 1526 and encodes 449 amino acids. The record is from RefSeq and is a predicted model, not a curated record. Gene Ontology annotation, cellular component: cytoplasm. The transcript is spliced from 8 exons. Gene Ontology annotation, biological process: 'de novo' AMP biosynthetic process; IMP metabolic process. Gene Ontology annotation, molecular function: GTP binding; adenylosuccinate synthase activity.
CAGGUUAGAAAGAGAGGUUAAGGUGCUGCGCUGCCUCCCAAAUCUAAAUUAUAGAGUUGGUUUUUGUGCGUAUUAAGUAUUAUUAGUAGUUUGAUUAGUAGAACGUUUAUGUAUUUAGUCUAGUACAGUUUGUCAGGCAGUGUGUUACAGUUUAGUUGUCAGUGGCAAGUAAUGGUAUGAUGAGUAACGUACAACACUUGAACGGAAUGAACGGCGACUCCUUAGCUUCCCCUAGGAAGAGAUCACGCUCCACCCCCGAAUCAAAAGUGAUAGUGAUUUUAGGGGCUCAAUGGGGUGACGAAGGAAAAGGAAAAGUUGUAGAUAUGUUGGCUACAGAAGCUGACAUUGUAUGUCGUUGCCAGCCAAAUAUUAUAUACCAAAUAAAAGUCAAAUAUCUAAUUCNUCAUCUCUUACCAAGUGGAAUAAUAAACCCUAAAUGUACUUCGAUCAUUGGUAACGGUGUUGUAAUUCACUUGCCUGGACUUUUUGACGAAUUGGAAAAGAAUGUUAAAAAGGGCCUAAAGGAUUGGGAGAAACGUCUUGUUAUCUCAGACCGCGCACAUCUUGUGUUCGAUUUUCAUCAGCAAGUUGAUGGUCUGCAAGAACUUGAGAAGAGUGAAAAAGGUCAAAAAUUAGGUACCACCAAGAAGGGCAUAGGGCCAACUUAUUCUUCCAAAGCUACCAGAAAUGGAAUACGAAUUGGCGAUUUGCUGGGAGAUUUUCAGCAGUUUAGUGAAAAAUUCACUGGCUUGGUUGGGACAUAUCAACGGAUGUUUCCUACUUUAUCCGUUGACGUAGAAGCUGAGUUAAAACGCUAUAAAAAUUAUGCAGAAAAAAUAAGACCCCUUGUGCAUGAAACCGUUUCCUUUCUGGAUAAAGCUUUAAAAGAUGGAAAAACUGUACUCGUUGAAGGCGCGAAUGCUGCUAUGCUGGACAUAGAUUUUGGUACUUAUCCAUACGUAACAUCUUCGAAUUGCAGUGUGGGAGGAGUUUGUACUGGACUGGGAAUUCCCCCUCAUAGAAUUUCAACGGUAAUCGGUGUGGUAAAGGCUUAUACUACUCGAGUUGGAGACGGUCCUUUCCCAACAGAAUUAACUAAUGACAUUGGGGAUAAUCUUCAAGAAAGGGGCCACGAAAUCGGUGUGACCACGAAACGCAAACGACGUUGUGGUUGGUUGGAUUUGUUCCUAUUACGGUACACCAAUAUGGUAAAUGGCUACUCCGCAAUUUGUAUAACAAAGUUGGACAUUUUGGAUACUCUUCCCGAAAUAAAAUUGGGCGUUGGGUACAUACUGAAGGGACAAGAAAUUGACUACUUUCCGUCCAGUGUUUCUGAUCUGUCAGAAGUCGAGGUGAAAUACUUGACGAUGCCAGGGUGGCAGGCUUCAACAGAAGGCAUUCGAAAUAUUGAAGAUCUACCCGAAAAUGCAAAAAAAUACGUGAAGAAAGUCGAAGAAUAUUUGCAAGUUCCUGUGAAAUGGAUAGGAGUCGGCAAGGGUAGAGAAUCAAUUAUAACAAUUAAUUAAUAUGCACAGUUUAGAGUUGAUUAUAGUACAUAUACAUGUUUUACAAAAUUGCGUAGGCUAUAACAUAUACAUAUAACUUAUAUUCUGUGAUUUUACAAGUAUUUUUUGAAUAUUUGCCUCACAAGUACCGCUUCUUCAAUAAUAACAAAAUAUACCUACUAUUAUAUUGCUAAGAGGCAUUUCAUCAAAGGAAUUGUGCAGAUGUGCAACAAUUUUGUGGUAUUCUUUUUUUGCUUUCUAUUUGUGGGGUUUCUUGAGAUUCGGUUUAAAUUACCUAACACAAACACGUACAGGAUAAGACAUCCUGUAGUAUAUUACUCUAGAACCCUUCGAUAUAAAAUAAUUAUAUACUUGGAUUAAAUUUUGAAUUUAGAAGUAUUAGUUAUAUUAGCGUUUCCAAAAUGGAUUUGAAAGGAAAUUAUAUGUCCUAAAAAAUGCACUGCUAUUAAUUGUUAAUAUACUGCUUAUGCAUUAAGAUUUUAAUUAAUUAAUUACACUUACAUACCGGCGUUGUGAUUAGGUAAUUACACCAGUGAACUAAAGAAAUACUAAAAACUUUAAUCUCGAAGUUAACAUGUAGUUUUAUACAUAAUAAUUAAUUAAUAAGAAAAAAAAUUUGCCUGUAUUGUGAUCGUGUAAUGUAUAAAGGACU